AUGGAGCCCCCAAGGCAAACGCGAGAUGAAGUGAGGCGGGGCGCGACGUGUGCGCUUGCGGCAAGACUCGCGCUAUCCCUUGAUACUGUUCAAGACGAAGACACCGUGCUCGUGUUGGAGGCGGAGCUUCUCGAGCUCUACCAACCAAGAGGGGAUGUUGGUUGUCAUGGGUGCAGCGCGCUGCCGAGUGUGUUGCCACAACGUGUGUAG
Molecule: messenger RNA, 210 nt
Organism: Aphanomyces astaci
Lineage: Eukaryota; Oomycota; Saprolegniomycetes; Saprolegniales; Verrucalvaceae
Exons: 2
Coding region: 1-210 (69 amino acids)
Source: RefSeq, a predicted model, not a curated record